Molecule: messenger RNA, 2162 nt
Organism: Tupaia belangeri chinensis (Chinese tree shrew)
Lineage: Eukaryota; Metazoa; Chordata; Mammalia; Scandentia; Tupaiidae
Gene: SERPIND1
Product: serpin family D member 1
Exons: 5
Coding region: 115-1593 (492 amino acids)
Biological process (GO): blood coagulation; negative regulation of endopeptidase activity
Molecular function (GO): serine-type endopeptidase inhibitor activity
Source: RefSeq, a predicted model, not a curated record
AUUUACUUUGGAAAACAGGCCACGGCCGGCACCAAAGUUCACAUCGAAACCCCCGGUGGCCUUGGCUGAGUCCACCCGUGGACGCCGUUCUCAGAAGCACAGAGCUCUGCCAGGAUGAAGCACGUGCUCCACCCCCUGCUCGUCCUCGUGGUCACCUGGGUGUGUGUUGGGAGGGGCCUGCCGGACCAGCUGGAGACAGGAGGGGAGCCGUUGGCCCCCCAGUGGGAGCAGGCCGGUAAGAAGAACCUGAGCAUGCCCCUCCUCCCCGUCGACUUCCACAAGGAGAACACGGUCACCAAUGACUGGAUCGCAGAGGGCGAGGAGGACGACGACUACCUGGACCUGGAGAAGAUCUUCAGCGAGGACGAUGACUACAUCGACAUUAUUGACGCGGUGUCUCCGACGGACACGGCAGCCAGCGCCGGCAACAUCCUCCAGCUCUUCCAAGGCAAGAGCCGGAUCCAGCGUCUCAACAUCCUCAACGCCAAGUUCGCUUUCAACCUCUACCGAGCGCUGAAGGACCGGGCCGGCGCUUCGGAGAACGUCUUCAUCGCGCCCGUGGGCAUCUCCACCGCCAUGGGCAUGCUCUCCCUAGGCCUGAAGGGGGAGACCCAUGAGCAGGUGCACUCCAUCCUGCAUUUCAAAGACUUCGUCAACGCCAGCAGCAAGUACGAGCUCACGACGGUGCACAACCUCUUCCGGAAGCUGACCCACCGCCUCUUCAGGAGGAAUUUCGGGUACACGCUGCGGUCGGUCAACGACCUCUACGUCCAGAAGCAGUUCCCGAUCCUGGAGGACUUCAAGACUAAAGUGCGAGAGUACUACUUUGCCGAGGCCCAGGCGGCCGACUUCUCGGAUCCCGCCUUCAUCUCCAAAACCAACCAGCACAUCCUGAGGCUCACCAAGGGCCUCAUCAAGGACGCUCUGGACAGCGUCGACCCGGCCACGCAGAUGGUGACCCUCAACUGCGUCUACUUCAAAGGAUCCUGGGUGAAUAAGUUCCCAGUGGAAAUGACCCACAACCACAACUUCCGGCUGAACGAGCGCGAAGUGGUCAAGGUUCCCAUGAUGCAGACCAAGGGGAACUUCCUGGCGGCGAACGACCAGGAGCUGGACUGCGACGUCCUGCAGCUGGAGUACGUGGGGGGCAUCAGCAUGCUCAUCGUGGUCCCCCACAAGCUGUCUGGGAUGAAGGCCCUCGAAGCACAGCUGACGCCCCAGGUGGUGGAGAGGUGGCAGAAGAGCAUGACGAAUAGAACGCGAGAGGUGCUCCUGCCUAAAUUCAAGCUGGAGAAGAACUACAACCUGGUGGAGGCCCUGAAGUCCAUGGGGAUCACAGCGCUGUUUGACCACAACGGCGACCUGGGAGGAAUCUCAGACCAGAGGAUCGCCAUCGACCUGUUCAAGCACCAAGGCACCAUCACGGUGAACGAGGAGGGCACCCAAGCCGCGGCCGUGACCACGGUGGGGUUCAUGCCGCUGACCACGCAGGUCCGUUUCUCAGUCGACCGCCCCUUCCUGAUCCUCGUCUACGAGCACCGCACCAGCUGCCUGCUCUUCAUGGGGAGAGUAGCCAACCCGCUCCGGUCGUAGGGGUGGAGCCUGGGCGUCUGCAGUGUCCCGGGCACCCUGUCAUUCUGGGCCCGCUCCGACGAGGGCAGAGACGUUGGACAUCGUGACUUCCAUGGUUUAUGCGAGCAACCUGAACCUCAGACUCACUGAGAGAAGGAACGGACAACCGAGAAGCUGGCCGGGAUGGGUUCGGGGUGGGACGGGCACAGAAGCCACUAACCGCAGCAGGUCAGCGACGACCGGCAUGGUCUCAGCAGUCGAUGCACCUGGUCCUGCCUCCCCCACAGCAAGCCUGGGCCAUGCGUCGUGUCCCCUGGCAGCACCCCUCCUUACACAGGAGGGAGUCACGUGACUCGUCUUCACUUCCCCUGAGGGGGCCGCACGACUAGCACUAUGUCCGAUGCCCAGGGGAAAAGCAACCUUGAUGCACACGAGGGGUGCUCUGAGUGGUAGGGCUUAAUUCUUCCAUGCCCAACCUUCCAAAGAUAUAUGUCACCUGUCCUUCCUAUUGUGACCCCCCCGCUACUCAGGGGAUAGUGUGUACACACGACUGUCUUCUACCCAGAGAUAAAUAAAUAUAGUCACUUUUA